Eruca vesicaria subsp. sativa (arugula) is the source of this 891-nucleotide messenger RNA. The record is from the annotation of a GenBank genome assembly. NCBI's taxonomy places the organism in Eukaryota, Viridiplantae, Streptophyta, Magnoliopsida, Brassicales, Brassicaceae.
CCGCUCUCUCUCUCUCUCUCUCCCUAAUCUCUGUCUCUUCUUUAUCUCUCCAACUUUCCCCUUAGAGACUCCUCUUUGCCUCUAACUAGGGUUUCUCUCUUAAAAUACAAAAAAAAACCAAUAAUUGAAGAUUUUCUUGAGGAUUUUCCAUCUCUUCUUCCUAUCAUAUAUAAGAAGAGAGAAACAAGGAAGAUCAAACCGUUCUGAUUAGUUAUCAAGGAGGCAAUUGAAAGGGGAACUAUAACAAAAAAGAUGUCGUCAUCGUAUUCCAACUAUACAAACUCACCGUGCGCUGCAUGCAAGUUCCUCCGACGGAAAUGCACUUCAGACUGCGUAUUCGCACCGUAUUUUCCGCCAGAGGAACCUACAAAGUUUGCUAACGUCCACCGGAUAUUUGGUGCAAGCAACGUCAGCAAGAUCCUUCAGGAGGUGGCGCCACACCAACGAGAAGACGCAGUGAACUCGCUUGCUUACGAGGCGGAAGCAAGGCUAAGAGAUCCAGUUUAUGGUUGCGUUGGAGCCAUCUCGGUGCUCCAAAGACAGGUCUUGGGGCUGCAAAGGGAGCUUGAGGAGACUAAUGCUGAUAUCAUGAGGUACGCUAGUAGCCUUGGUGGUGAAUCGACGUCUGUUUAUAGAGGACGGAGAGGUUAAAUAGUCAUCAUCAUCACUCUUUGAGAGAGUUAGCGGUGGAGAACUUAAAAGAGAGAGGCGGUGUAUGAAUGGGUGAUGGGGACAAUCCAUGCAUGUAUGUGUGUAAUUUAAAUUCUAUUUUCUUUUACAUGGGAGGUCAAAGGAUAUUUGUGAAUAUUUAGCAAAUAUAGUAAUGGAUAUAUGUGGUUGUCUUUGCUUAAUCAUAACGUUCAAUAAUUUGAACUAUAUUACUAAUAGUCU